Messenger RNA from Parasteatoda tepidariorum (common house spider), 3451 nucleotides. Its product is annotated as adhesion molecule nephrin. The record is from RefSeq and is a predicted model, not a curated record. Lineage: Eukaryota; Metazoa; Arthropoda; Arachnida; Araneae; Theridiidae. Gene Ontology annotation, molecular function: protein binding.
UUUGGAUCCUACAACCGUGCAAAAGAACGUAGCUCUGUAAUUUCGCUGGAGAAGAAACCUUCGAUUGCUACCGGACUCUCUGGAGAUUUAAAUCUUUCUUAUUUCUUUUAUUUAUCGAAAGAAAGAGUUUCAAAUGAGAAUUUUAUUUGUGACUUUUAACACUUGCAAAAAUGCUGAAUUGUAAAAAUCUUCAGGAAGAAUAACCACCUGUUAAUCAAAUUAUAUAUCGUACAAAGGAUAAGUCAAUUAGACUUUUAUUUUUCGAAUUAAAAAUUUGAUUAUUUUAUUACAUGAUAAAAAUAAUUUUUUUCUAAAAUUAAAGUUUGAAUAGGGAAACAUAUAUUAGAAGAAAUGAGAAAAAAUAUAUAUUAAUAAUCACAUUUGAAUAAUUAGCGUUUCUAACACUAUUUAAAGAGAAAGGAAAACUGGGAAAAUGAAGAAAUCAUGAUAUGCAAAUUUUGAUUAAUUUUCGAAACAUUGAAACGAGUUUCUGACUUAAUUUCAGGAACAUUUGGUUUAUAUAACUAGCAAUGGAAUUUUGUGGAAGCUUGUGGACUCUUGUAUUAAUUAUAAAUUUGAUGUUCUCCUUUUAUCUUUGCAAAGAGCCAAUACCCUUGCCAAUACCAGAAUAUGAAGCUGUGGCAGGAGAAAUAGGACAUUUACCAUGCAAUUUUACAAUACCAAGUGAUCCAUCUUUAGUAUCUUUAAUGCUCUGGUAUAGGGACCAAGAAAGAGCUCCAAUCUAUACAGUGGACUUUCGAAAAGGGACUAGAGAUAACCCAAAACAUUUUACAAUUCCAGAAUAUGCAGAGAGAUCUUAUUUUGAUGUAAAUAUUAUACCACCAACUCUUAGGUUAAAUUCUAUUAGUCUUGCAGACGAGGGAUAUUACAGAUGCCAUAUAGAGUUUAGGAGAUCAAGAACCAUUACAAGAGUCGUUAAUCUAAAAGUGAUAACACCACCUCAAUCAGUUGUGAUAAUGGAUGAUCGAGGUCAAAGGUUGAAAGAUGUAGCAGGACCAUACGAUGAAGGCGCUUAUUUGUCAUUACUUUGUGAAGCAGAAGGAGGCAAUCCAUCACCCUCAGUAACAUGGUGGCGUGACAAAUCAUUGUUAGAUGACACGUUCUCUCGAACUUCUCAAAGCUUUGUUAGAAAUGAGUACGUCUUCUUGGAGCUACGAAGAUCAGAUCUCAUGGCUCAGCUGACGUGCGAAGCAUCCAACACAAAUCUCACGCAACCGCUGAGGGAGCAAAUUAGAAUAGAUCUAAAUCUUAAACCUAUUUAUAUUCGUAUAACAACUCCACAAAGGCCUUUAAGAGUUGGAGAAGAAAUCCGACUACAUUGUGAAACGUCUGGAUCCCGUCCUCCAGCUAAACUAUCAUGGUGGAUAGAUAAAAAACGUGUACAAACUGGUAAAGAUUCUAUUCCUAACAGUAGAAAUAUUACAUACAGCACUUUAAGUAUUACACCUAAAUCCGAUGAUAAUGGAAAAGCUGUUGUGUGCAAAGCUGAAAAUAAAGAUUUGCCACAUCCCGUUCUUCAAGACAUAUGGUAUUUAAAUGUUUUAUUUUCUCCAGAAGUGUCAUUACAGCUCGGAGCUAACAUAAAAUACUCGACCAUUAAGGAAGGAAAUGAUGUCUACAUGGAGUGUAUUAUCCGGGCAAAUCCACCAGUUGGAGAACUAACCUGGUUAUUCGAAAACAAACCAUUCUUUAGUAACGCUUCGGCCGGGAUCAUCAUCUCUAAUCAAUCUUUAGUUCUGCAAAGGGUGAAAAAAGAGCAUCGAGGGAAAUAUAGAUGUAUUGCUUCUAAUAGUGAAGGCGAAGGGGAAAGCCUGGAUUUAUUCUUAGAAAUAAGGUAUACUCCAACCUGCAAGCCGUCAAAGAAAAAUAUUUAUGGUCUAGCUAGAGAAGAGAAAGUAAAUAUAACGUGUGAAGUAGAUUCGGAUCCUGCCGAUGUCACGUUUCGAUGGGCCUUAAACAAUUCUAUUGAAAACGUUGAACUACACAACUUUAAAUCCUCUGGUUCAACAAGCAUCAUAUCUUAUAUGCCAAAAUCUACGACAGAUUAUGGAUCUGUGUUAUGUUGGGGAAGAAAUUCAGUUGGGGAUCAAAAAGAGCCUUGCUUUUUUAGAAUUAUACCUGCUGGGCCACCAGAUCCCGUACGUAAUUGUGUAGUUGUUAACCAGUCCAAAUCUUGGCUUCAAAUAGAAUGCGAAGCUGGUCACGGUAACGGACUUGAACAGAGCUUUCAUUUAGAUGUAUAUAACUCAGAAAUAAAUCAUCUAGAAGUCAAUUUAACAUCUGCUACAUCACCUUCGUUUUCAGUCAAAGACUUGCCUGCGGGAACUCCAUUUGUACUUGUCGUCUAUGCGUCAAAUGAAAAAGGGAAAAGUAACUCUUUGGCAAUCAUGGCUAAUACUUUGCACUCUGAUCCACAAAGUAAAGACUCAGCCUUUAGUCCGAUUGCUGCGAUUUUAUUGGCCGCGCUGGGUACACUUUUGAUGAUUGGUGUUGUUGGAAUAGCUUUUAUUCAGCUUCGUAGAAGAAGACCGUUAAAAUCUGAUAUUGAGGAAGACAAAUCAAAGAUAGAUAUGAUGCUGAAGAAAGCUUCCGAAGAAAUAGUUGAAACCACAAUUGCUUGCCCAGAUGUUGUGCCUCCGAAUAAUACGGUUUAUGCUAGUCCAGAUUUUGAAGGCAUUUGUGAAAUUACGAAAGAUUCCGAUUCAUCAAAAAUGAAGGACAAUUACAAAAACUGUGUUGUAUCUCUUAAGAAAUCUUGGAGUUUCAAGAAAGGGUUACAAGAUAUGCCAGAUGUUGAAGUCACAUUACCAGACUUCAAUAAUCCAUUAGUAAAACAUCCGUCAUCACCUCCGCUAAUAGGUGAUGUUACUCUUGAAGAAUGCUUAUCAAAUAAGAAAAUUGUGAUAAAAGUGGAACAUUCUCCAGAACCCGAUAGGUGUCAAAGCAGAAAGGGUGAUAAAGGAUAUCGAACUGACUCUGUUUAAUUAUAACACUAAACUGUGAUGAACGUCUUCUGUAUAGCCCUAUUUGUCUUACAUCUCAAAAACAAUCUGCCCACACUGCAGUGUCGUCACAUACUUUGUUCAUUAAGUGAGAGGAGUUGGAAUGCAUUCCUUGGCCACUUGAAAUGGAUGACAAAUUAUGAUUGGAUUUUGAAAAGUAGCACAACUCCUAAAGGAAAUUAAAUAUUCUUCGCCGGAUGGAAUUGGAUUGGACUGCUUAUAAAAUGAGAGCUAUUAUUUAUACAGAAAAGUUAAAAGUGGUGCUCAAUUUAUGCCAAUUUACAGUAUUUGUUGAGAUCCUAGUUGCUUAAACAUUCAAUGUUGGACUGAAUAUUUGUAUGUUAUUUAUGUUAAAAAAUAUGGAUAUUAAAACCUUGAUGUCUCCCAUUUUUUACAAAGAUUGAAUAAAUGAUAUAUUUUUCACAUUU